UUCAGGCUGCUCGGAGGAAGCCCGUGCAGUCACCUGGGUGCAAGAGCGUUGCUGCCUCGGGCUCUCUUGCUGCAGGGAGAGCGGCACUCUCUGGCCUGGAUGUGGUUGGAUUUAGGGGGGCUCCGCAGCAGGGGUGUCGUGGCGUUGGUGAGCGCUGCAACAGGUAGACGCCGAGAGACGGACCCCGGCCGAGGCAGCUAUGGAGACCAAAGGCUACCACAGUCUCCCUGAAGGUCUAGAUAUGGAAAGACGGUGGGGUCAAGUUUCUCAGGCUGUGGAACAUUCUUCCCUGGGACCUACAGAGAGGACUGAUGAGAAUAACUACAUGGAGAUUGUCAACGUAAGCUGUGUUUCCGGUGCUAUUCCAAACAACAGUACUCAAGGAAGCAGCAAAGAAAAACACGAACUACUCCCUUGCCUUCAGCAAGACAAUAAUCGGUCUGGGAUUUUAACAUCUGAUAUUAAAACUGAGCUGGAGUCCAAGGAGCUUGCAGCAACUGUAGCUGAGUCCAUGGGUUUAUACAUGGACUCCGUAAGAGAUGCUGACUACACCUACGAUCAGCAGAACCAACAAGGAAGCAUGAGUCCAGCAAAGAUUUAUCAAAAUGUUGAACAGCUGGUGAAAUUUUAUAAAGAAAACGGCCAUCAUCCUUCCACUCUAGGUGGUGUGAACAGGCCCUUGAGGUCCUUCCUGUCUGACUCCGGGAGCUCUGUGAAUGGUGGGGUCAUGCGUGCCAUUGUUAAAAGUCCUAUCAUGUGUCACGAGAAGAGUCCAUCCGUUUGCAGCCCCCUGAACAUGACCUCUUCAGUUUGCAGCCCUGCAGGUAUCAGCUCUGUCUCCUCCACGUCUGCCAGCUUUGGCAGCUUCACAGUGCACAGCCCUAUCACCCAGGGGACUCCUUUGACAUGCUCCCCUAAUGUUGAAAACCGAGGCUCCAGGUCACACAGCCCGGCACACGCCAGUAAUGUGGGCUCUCCUCUCUCAAGUCCAUUAAGUAGCAUGAAAUCCCCAAUAUCCAGCCCUCCGAGUCAUUGCAGUGUAAAAUCUCCGGUCUCCAGUCCUACUAACGUCACUCUGAGAUCCUCUGUGUCUAGCCCUGCAAACGUCAACAACUCAAGGUGCUCUGUUUCCAGCCCUUCCAACACAAACAACAGAUCCACGCUUUCCAGUCCAACGGCUAGUACUGUGGGAUCUAUCUGUAGCCCUGUAAACAAUGCCUUCAGCUACACUGCCUCUGGCACCCCUGCCGGAUCCAGUGCAGCCCGGGAUGUGGUUCCUAGUCCAGACACACAUGAGAAAGGUGCUCAUGAGGUCCCCUUUCCUAAGAGUGAGGAAGUAGAAAAUGCCAUCUCCAAUGGGGUGACUGGCCAGCUUAACAUUGUCCAGUACAUAAAACCAGAGCCAGAUGGGGCUUUUAGCAGCUCGUGUCUAGGAGGAAAUAGCAAAAUAAAUUCUGAUUCCCCAUUCUCAGUACCAAUAAAACAAGAAUCAACCAAGCAUUCGUGUUCAGGCACCUCUUUUAAAGGGAAUCCAACAGUAAACCCAUUUCCAUUUAUGGAUGGUUCAUAUUUUUCCUUUAUGGAUGAUAAAGACUAUUAUUCUCUAUCAGGAAUUUUAGGACCACCUGUGCCGGGCUUUGAUGGUAACUGUGAAGGCAGCGGAUUCCCAAUGGGGAUUAAACAGGAACCAGAUGAUGGGAGCUAUUACCCAGAAGCCAGCAUCCCUUCAUCUGCUAUUGUUGGUGUGAAUUCAGGUGGACAGUCCUUUCACUACAGGAUUGGUGCUCAAGGUACAAUAUCUCUAUCACGAUCGGCUAGAGACCAAUCUUUCCAACAUCUGAGUUCCUUUCCUCCUGUUAAUACUUUAGUGGAGUCAUGGAAAUCACAUGGUGACCUGUCUUCUAGAAGAAGUGAUGGAUAUCCAGUUCUAGAAUACAUUCCAGAAAACGUAUCCAGCUCUACUUUACGAAGUGUUUCUACUGGAUCUUCAAGACCUUCCAAAAUUUGUUUGGUGUGUGGGGAUGAGGCUUCAGGAUGUCAUUAUGGGGUAGUUACCUGUGGCAGCUGCAAAGUGUUCUUCAAAAGAGCAGUGGAAGGGCAACACAACUAUUUAUGUGCUGGAAGAAAUGACUGUAUCAUUGAUAAGAUUCGACGAAAGAAUUGUCCUGCCUGCAGACUUCAGAAAUGUCUUCAAGCUGGAAUGAAUUUAGGAGCUCGAAAGUCAAAGAAGUUGGGCAAGUUAAAAGGUAUUCACGAGGAACAGUCACAGCAGCAGCCCCCGCCCCCGCCCCCACCCCCCCAGAGCCCCGAGGAGGGGACAACGUACAUCGCUCCUGUAAAAGAGCCCUCUGUCAACUCAGCGCUGGUUCCUCAGCUGUCCACAAUCUCACGAGCACUCACACCUACCCCUGUUACGAUCCUUGAAAACAUCGAGCCUGAGAUCGUGUAUGCAGGCUAUGACAACUCAAAACCAGACACAGCCGAAAACCUGCUCUCCACUCUAAACCGCUUAGCAGGCAAACAGAUGAUCCAAGUCGUGAAGUGGGCAAAGGUACUUCCAGGAUUCAAAAACUUGCCUCUUGAGGACCAAAUUACCCUAAUCCAGUAUUCUUGGAUGUGUCUAUCAUCAUUUGCCUUGAGCUGGAGAUCGUACAAACAUACAAACAGCCAAUUUCUCUAUUUUGCGCCAGACCUAGUCUUUAAUGAAGAGAAGAUGCAUCAGUCCGCCAUGUAUGAAUUAUGCCAGGGGAUGCACCAAAUCAGCCUUCAGUUUGUUCGACUGCAGCUUACCUUUGAAGAAUACACCAUAAUGAAAGUGUUGCUGCUGCUAAGCACAAUUCCAAAGGAUGGCCUCAAAAGCCAGGCUGCAUUUGAAGAAAUGAGGACAAAUUACAUCAAAGAACUGAGGAAGAUGGUAACUAAGUGUCCCAACAACUCUGGGCAGAGCUGGCAAAGGUUCUACCAAUUGACCAAGCUUCUGGACUCCAUGCAUGAUCUGGUCAGUGACUUGCUGGAAUUCUGCUUCUACACCUUCCGAGAGUCCCAGGCCCUGAAAGUGGAGUUCCCCGCGAUGCUGGUGGAGAUCAUCAGCGACCAGCUGCCAAAGGUGGAGUCCGGGAACGCCAAGCCCCUUUACUUUCACAGGAAGUGACGGAAGACAUCUUACCAGGAGAGCUUUGCCUUAAGUUUCCCCAUGUUAUUCUACACCCACGAAGGACCCAAGGAAUCAUAUUUUUAACAUGUGAUGGUUGAUUCAUACUCGUUCAGCAGUUUCUCAAGUUGAAAUCACGUCAAGGGUUCAGAGCCGGGAAAGCAGUUUGACACGGAUUUGGCAAGACCUGAGCCGUCUGAAGGAUUCUUCCCUGUCCAAUCCCCAGCGCUUAGAAACAUGUUCCUGUUCCUCUGGAUGAAAAGCCAUAUCUAGUCAAUAACUCUCUGAUUUUGAUAUUUUAACAGAUGGAAGUUUUAACUAUGCCAUGUAGUUUCCGGUAUCGCUUGUUUUAAAAGGGUUCAAGGACUAACGAACUUUUUAGAGCUUACCCUUGGUUGCACAUAAAACGUAUAGUCAAUAUGGGGCAUUAAUAUUCUUUUGUUAUUUAAAAAAACACAGAAAAAAAGAAAAAAAAAACAUAUACAGAUUCCUGUUGUGUAAUAACAGAGCACGUGGGGUGGAAGAGCGGCCCCGUCGUGGGACUCACUCGUCCGCGUUCCUCUGCAUCACUGGUAUACACACCCUUUAGCGUCCAUUUAUUAUUUAAUUAGAACAGAUAAGAUGUUAAACAAAUGCCUUGGUUUCAAUUUCUAGUAUCUAUUGUGUUGGCUUUACAAAUAAUUUUUUGCAGUCUUUUGCUGUGCUGUACAUUACUGUAUGUAUCAAUGUGAAGGACCUGAAAUAAGGUAUAAGGAACUUUUGUAAAU
This is a messenger RNA of Hyaena hyaena (striped hyena), 3918 nucleotides long. RefSeq names its product nuclear receptor subfamily 3 group C member 2 (gene NR3C2). NCBI's taxonomy places the organism in Eukaryota, Metazoa, Chordata, Mammalia, Carnivora, Hyaenidae. Gene Ontology annotation, molecular function: zinc ion binding; sequence-specific DNA binding; DNA-binding transcription factor activity. The record is from RefSeq and is a predicted model, not a curated record. The coding region runs from base 200 to 3151 and encodes 983 amino acids. The transcript is spliced from 9 exons. Gene Ontology annotation, biological process: regulation of DNA-templated transcription.